AAAGAACGGAAGACCUGGGGCAGCUCGAUACGAACAGUCGAACUGGUUGGAGGAUGGAAAAAAAAGGGCUCGCGGCAGAGUGGCACGUACCAUGAUAUUCAGAGGAGCGCUGAACAUUUGGGACCGUGCACCUAGGACUUUCCCAGCCGUGGUCUCCGUCACGCCGGCGCCAACACACCUCGGGCCUUGGGUGAACCAGCGGCGGAAGGCGCGGGCUGGACCCUCUCCACCUCCGGUGUUCGAGAUUCCAACCAGGAACCGCUUCGCCCCUCUCCGUCAGACCAGACCCAAUGCUGUGAUCGUCGGGGACUCCAUUGUGCGGAACGUCCGUGUAGCCUCAUCUAAAGGUAAGGUGCGCACACACUGUUUUUCUGGUGCUUGUGUCCUUGAUGUCGCUGCGCAGGUAUCCGGGAUCCUGAAGAAGGACGAGCGCAUUGGAGCGGUUGUGCUGCACGUGGGGACGAACGACACCAGGCUGUGGCAGACGGAGGUUCUGAACAGGGACUUCUCCAGCCUGAUCGAGACGGUACGAGGCAGAUCACCCACCGCGAAGAUCAUCGUCUCUGGACCUCUUCCCACAUACAGACAUGGAGCAGAAAAGUUGUUUCAUCCUGAUGGCCUGCACCCCAGCAGCCUUGGAGCGGAACUGCUGUCAGACAACAUCUCCAAGACGCUACACUCCAACCCCACACGAAUUUAUGGAGAUACUAGAGAUCCCAGAUCCUUUCUGCCUCUGGAUGGAGCUCAAAUCUUCUCUAAUUCCAGACUGCUGGGACUACGGCUGCUCCUAAGGCCAUACAGACUUCAUAUAAAUCCAUAAUGAACUUUUUCACACUAUCUAUUGUUACCCAGAUGAGGAUGGGUUCCCUUCUGAGUCGGGUUCCUCUCAAGGUUUCUUCCUCUUAAAACAUCUUAGGGAGUUUUUCCUUGCCACCGUCGCCACUCAGUGGCUUGCUCAGUUGGGAUAAAUUCACACCUUUAAUAUCUGUAUACCAUGUUGAUAUUUCUGUAAAGCUGCUUUGAGACAAUGUCUAUUGUAAAAAGCACUAUACAAAUAAAAUUGAAUUGAAUUGAAUUGAAUUGAAUAGAAUAUAAAAUGUUUAUACAAAUCAGAAGAAUAGUUAUUUUGUUGCAGUCCACUGCAGGAGUUUUUUGCUUGAUGUGUGUAACAUUCUGCAGAGAAGUCACCCAUCAGUCAGCAAAAAUACUGUACAGGAAGAACAGAGCAGGCUGCAUGACCCAGAGGGCCAACUUCUUAUUUCAGAGGAAACAUUGGAUGCAAUUUUUUCUUCAGUUUUUCAGUCAGAUGGACAGUAUUUAACACACUGUAAAGGUCAGGGUUGUACUGUUAAUAAAUAAAAUUAUAUAAAGUGCUGUCAAUUACAUAAAAUGAUAAUUUCUCUAUUUUAGUAAAUGUGAAUUUGAAAUGAUAUUACAGUUAUUUGGUAUUUCCCGAUGGCAGAAUUUCCUGUUUCCCAGACAAUAACCCCUGCAGGUCUCAACACAUCCCUUCAUCCUCCACACAGCUUCACACUUAAAGACAUGUGAACUGUACUGGAGGGAUGAACAUAAUUCUUUUGAAGUAUACUCCCUCAGUUUUGAUUAUGGUGAUGCAGAGUGCCAUCUAACACUUCCAAAAUCCCGCAGCUGAUAAUGCUGAGAUCAGUUAUAUGAUUUACAUAAUUUCCAUACACAUCAUACCAUUCAGUGAGCCCUUGUGCCCUGUCUAUGGGUACAUUGUCACUCUGA
Ictalurus furcatus (blue catfish) is the source of this 1749-nucleotide messenger RNA. RefSeq lists its product as uncharacterized. Bases 92 to 820 code for a protein of 242 amino acids. The transcript is spliced from 4 exons. The record is from RefSeq and is a predicted model, not a curated record. Lineage: Eukaryota; Metazoa; Chordata; Actinopteri; Siluriformes; Ictaluridae.